AUGAAAGCAAAGUUACAGCUAAGAAAGGAUAUGGAAGGAAGCUUAGUGGAUCCGAAGGAGUAUAGGCGUAUCAUCGAGUGUCUCAGGUACUUGACACACACUCGACCGGAUAUCUCUUAUGUAGUUGACAUAGCGAGUCGAUACAUGGAGAAGCCUGCCACUCUACACCAACAGGCAGUAAAAGACAUUCUUCGUUACGUGAAGGGAACGAUGAAUUAUGGGAUUCAGUUAAGAAGAGGACGAGAAGUUGAAGAACUCGUUGGUUUUACUGACAGCGACCUAGCCGGUGACACAGAUGACAGAAAAAAUACUAGAGGGAUGGUGUUUUAUCUCAACGGGAAUCUGAUCACGUGGUCAUCUCAGAAACAACGAACUAUUGUGUUAUCUUCAUGUGAGGCGGAGUUUAUGGCAGCUACUGUAGCGUCGUGCCAAAGACUUUGGCUAAGAAACUUGUUGAGCGAGGUGCUCGGAUGCGAGUUGAGGCCGGUAACCCUCUAUGUCGACAACAAGUCUGCAAUAGAAUUAAUGAAGAACCCGGUGUUUCAUGGACGCAGAAAACACAUCGACAUUCGGUUCCACUUCAUCCGUGAAUGCGUCAAGAAUCAACAGAUCGUUGUAGAGUUUGUAGGCACUAGAGAGCAGCGUGCAGACAUUCUCACUAAGGCACUAGCAAGAGUCAAAUUUGCAGAGAUGCGAGAGAUGCUCGGCGUGAAGUAUCUCGAACCAAAUUAA
Impatiens glandulifera is the source of this 732-nucleotide messenger RNA. RefSeq names its product secreted RxLR effector protein 161-like. The coding region runs from base 1 to 732 and encodes 243 amino acids. The record is from RefSeq and is a predicted model, not a curated record. Lineage: Eukaryota; Viridiplantae; Streptophyta; Magnoliopsida; Ericales; Balsaminaceae. The transcript has a single exon.